CUCUACACUAUAAAUUCGUUCAUUCUCUUCCGCCAUUCAAGUCCAACCAUCCAGGCAUGGCUUCUCACUCCACCCACUUCCAAUUUGCCAUUUUCACUGCCAUUAUAGCUUUGAAAUAUUCUUCAUUUCCGGCCGUUGUGUCAGCCACUCUGAAUCUUGACACAGACAAACAAGCUCUGCUUGCAAUCAAGUCUGCAUUUCAAAACAUUCGGCCUCCAAAUCCCCUGUCUUCCUGGAGUAACGAUCAAACUUCAUCUCCCUGCAAAUGGGUCGGCGUUAGCUGCACCAGAGAUGGCAAACGAGUUGUUGGCUUGAAUCUCACCGGCUUUCAACUCUCCGGCUCCAUAGAUCCUCAUCUUGGAAACCUUUCCUUCCUUCAUUCACUCCAACUUCAAAGCAAUCAAAUAACAGGGAUAAUCCCACAUCAAAUCACCAAUCUUUUUCGCUUGAGAGUUUUGAAUAUGAGUUUCAACACUUUACAAGGCCAAUUACCCUCCAACAUCAGCAAAAUGGUUGAUCUUGAGAUCCUUGAUUUGAUGUCAAACAAAAUCAAUGGGAAACUCCCUGACGAGCUCAGCCGCUUGAACAAACUCCAAGUUCUGAUUUUGGCACAAAACCAACUCUAUGGUGAAAUUCCACCAUCUUUUGGUAAUCUUUCUUCCCUUGUUACCAUAAAUUUAGGCACAAAUUCAAUAACUGGCUCCAUUCCCACCCAACUGGCUGCCAUUCCAAACUUGAAGCACUUGAUUAUCACCAUUAACAACCUCUCUGGCACUGUUCCUCCUGCCAUAUUCAACAUGUCUUCCUUAAUCACUCUGGCCUUAGCCUCCAACCAACUUUGGGGAACAUUUCCCAAAGAUAUUGGAGAAAAACUCCCAAAUCUUUUAGUAUUCAAUUUUUGUUUCAACAAGUUUACAGGAACAAUUCCUGAGUCGUUGCAUAACAUUACAAGAAUACAAGUCAUACGGUUUGCCCACAAUUUACUUGAAGGGACAGUCCCACCUGGUCUCGAGAAGCUUCACGAUCUCUUAAUGUACAACAUUGGAUACAACAAAUUUGUGGGUUCAGAUGCAAAUGGAGGCCUCAACUUCAUCACCUCCUUGACAAACAGCUCUCGCCUUGCCUUUCUAGCUCUUGAUGGGAACAAUUUCGAGGGUGUGAUUCCGGAUUCCAUUGGGAAUCUCUCCAAGGAUCUUUCUAAGUUGUACAUGGGAGAGAAUCGUUUUUAUGGGAAUAUACCUUCCACCAUUUCUAAUCUGCAGGGGUUGUCUCUCCUGAAUUUGAGUGACAACUCGUUAUCAGGUGAAAUCCCUUCUCAAAUUGGCAAAUUGGAAAAGCUUCAAAUGCUUGGUUUGGCAAGGAAUCAACUUUCUGGUAGAAUUCCAACUUCUUUGGGUGAUCUUAGAAUGUUAAAUCAAAUUGAUCUGUCAGGAAAUGAUUUGGUAGGUAACAUACCCACCUCUUUUGGGAACUACAUGAAUCUGCUUUCCUUGGAUUUGUCCAAAAAUAAGCUCAAUGGACGUAUUCCAAGAGCCACUCUUGCCUUGCCUGGUUUAAGCAAGGUUUUGAACCUUUCCAAUAACCUUUUCAGUGGGCCACUUCCUGAAGAAAUUGGAUCUCUAGAAAAUGUUGUUACUAUUGAUAUCUCUAGUAACCAUAUCUCUGGUAAUAUUCCUCCUUCAAUUAGUGGUUGCAAAAGCUUGGAGGUAUUGAUAAUGGCCAACAAUGAAUUCUCAGGUCCUAUCCCAAGAACUUUUAAGGAUCUUAGAGGCCUCCAGCAUCUGGAUCUCUCCUCAAACCAUCUUUCAGGCCCCAUUCCUAAUGAACUUCAACAACUAAAAGCUCUUCAAACUCUGAACCUCUCUUUCAAUGAUCUUGAGGGAAUUGUUCCAAUAGAGUUGGAAAAUAUCACUAAUCUUUACUUGCAAGGCAAUCCAAAGCUUUGCGAUGAACUCAAUCUCUCAUGUGCAGUGACAAAGACAAAAGAAAAGGUGAUUAAAAUUGUGGUCGUCUCUGUUUUAUCAGCAGUGUUCGCAAUAUUUCUUAUAUUUGGUACUGUGGUUUACCUCAUGAGAAGAAAAUCAAAGGAUAAAUCAUUCCAAUCAAGUGAAUUGCUAAAGGGGAAGCCUGAAAUGAUCUCGUAUCGUGAUCUCUGUUUGGCAACUCAGAACUUCAGCCCAGAAAAUCUGAUUGGAAAAGGGAGCUUUGGGACUGUAUACAGAGGCUAUUUGGAACAGGGGAUUGCCAUUGCUGUCAAGGUUAUUAACAUGGAAAGGGCUGGUUCUGUGAGGAGCUUUCUUGCAGAGUGUGAAGCUUUAAGAAACGUAAGACAUCGAAAUCUCGUUAAGCUAAUCACUUCCUGCUCCAGCAUAGACUUCAAACACAAGGAGUUUCUUGCUCUGGUUUAUGAGUUUCUGAGUAAUGGAAGCUUGGAUUCAUGGAUUCAUAAGCAUAAACUUCAUGCAGACGGAAGUGGGUUAAAUUUAAUUGAGAGAUUGAACAUUGCCAUUGAUGUUGCCUCUGUGUUGGAUUACCUCCACAAUGGUUACGAUGUUCCAAUUGUUCACUGUGAUUUGAAGCCCAGCAACAUUAUUCUUUCGGAAGACAUGACUGCAAAAGUUGGGGAUUUUGGGUUAGCUCGUUUACUGGUGGAAGGAGGAAAUAACCAGUCUUCGUCCAUAACUUCCAGUCAUGUCUUAAAGGGUUCCAUUGGCUACGUUCCUCCAGAAUAUGGAGUGGGAAGAAAGUCUACAACAGCUGGAGAUGUGUACAGUUUUGGAGUAACAUUGAUGGAGCUAUUUACAGGGAGAUGUCCAACCUAUGAAUAUUUUUCAGGAGAUCUCAAUUUGAUCAAAUGGGUUCAAUUGGCUUAUCCAAAGGACAUAUAUGAAAUAAUGGACGCUACAUUAUUAGAGUUGGGCACCAAUUUAUACUAUCAAGAACAACAGAUUGACUCAACUAAACAGUAUGAUUGCUUCGUUGAUGUAAUGGGCAUUGGACUAUGUUGCACUGCAGAUUCGCCUGAAAAGCGCAGUUGCAUGAAAGACGUCUUGUCGAAGCUCAAGACGAUAAGAGCCACUCUUAUCCAGCCUUCAAAUGGGAAUGAUUGAGCCAUGGAGUAAAAGCAUCAAUUGUGAGAGCCUUGAGAAUGGGCGGUUUUUUAUUUUAGGGUUUGAGAGUGAAUGAAUGAUAGAAUGAUUAUUCUUUUAGAUGUAAUCGCAAAAGUUGAAAUUUACUUGGCCUAGUUUCAAUAAAUAUUAAA
Benincasa hispida (wax gourd) is the source of this 3262-nucleotide messenger RNA. RefSeq lists its product as uncharacterized. Lineage: Eukaryota; Viridiplantae; Streptophyta; Magnoliopsida; Cucurbitales; Cucurbitaceae. Gene Ontology annotation, molecular function: protein kinase activity; receptor serine/threonine kinase binding; ATP binding. Gene Ontology annotation, biological process: protein phosphorylation. The record is from RefSeq and is a predicted model, not a curated record.